UGACGUUUGUUACAUAGGCAUUGAUAUCUAUAGAUUUGUAUGAAAAGAUCCUUGCUGGAAAGUUGACAAGGUAAUAGGAAGACGUCGAACAAAAUCUGGAAAAGAAGAGUUUCUGGUGCAUUGGAAAAAUUACGACUCCCUUUACAGCACUUGGGAACCGAUUGAGAAUUUAAGUCCUUGCCUUCAUACUGUUACAGAGUUUAUGGCCAAAGCAUUCCCAAUGCCGGGAAUAAAUGCUGCUUUUGUUACUCAUUUGGAGUCUAAACAUCCAGAGAUGCGACAGUUAAGAAAGGUUACUGAUAUUGAUAAGAGCAAGCUUAGAAGUCUUCAAAACAAGGAAAUGGUUGAUGAGAUUUUGAAAGUAAAAAAUAUGACCCAAGAACUUAAAAAAUAUCAAAGAGGACUUGGAAGAGGAAGAAAAAGAUCACAGCUUAGUGAUCCAUGUGAAGUGUUUACUCAAGAAGCCAAAAAGCUUAGACCAGGGCCACUCAAUGGUCGCGUCAUUGGACAAACUGUUUUCUCUGGACUUUCUCGCAAAAGUCUGGGAGGAGCUUCUCCUAAGAAAGGAGAAAAGAAAUCCCCAGGAAAGAGAGGAAAGAAUGGCUUGACUUGCUCAUUCUUGGAUGGUCUUGAUGACGAUGAAGUGUUAAGGUUGACCCGUACAACGCGGACACAUGGUGUACUGGAUGAGUGUGUGUCUGUCCUUAAAGAAGGGAGAGUAUGGAAAAUAACUUUGUGCAAUGAAAGAAAGAAAAAUGCCCUGACAACAGAGAUGUGUGAACAGCUUGCUGGCUUUCUUCAUGAAGCAUCAAAAGAAGAUGUUGUUAGUGUUGUCAUACUGACAGGUGCAGGGAACAGUUUCUGUAGUGGUCUGGAUUACCAGCACCUAAUUGCUACACACAAUCGACAGGAAGCAAAAAGGAUGGUUGAGAAAUUCAAACUAUUGGUUGAACUUUUGAUUGGUUUCCCAAAGGUUCUUGUAGCAGCUGUAAAUGGUAAUGCAUUAGGAUUUGGCACAGCACUCCUCAGUUUAUGUGACAUAGUGUAUGCAAGCAACAAGGCAACUUUUCAGACAUGUUUUACCCAAUGGGGUCUUCCACCCAUUGGUUGUUUGUCUUCCCUUUUACCUUCCCUAUUGGGAAAAACUGGGGGACUGUCAAUGCUCUUAUUGAAUCAAAAGAUGGCUGCCACCCAAGCAUGGGAAAAGGGACUGGUGAUGGAAGUUUUCAAACCAGAUAAUUUCUUGGAACAAGUUGACAACAGAGUUAAAGUAAUGGCUGCUAUGUCAAAUAAGAUUCUACAGGACACAAAAUCUCUAGUCCAGCAUGUGAACCAAGAGACACUUUGCGAUGCCAACAAUGAAGAAUGUAAAUUAUUACUAAAAUACCUUGGAGAUGAUAAAGUGUUGGACACUCUGAAAACAAACUGGCUUCCAGAUGUUGUUUCACCUUAGUUAAUUUGUGAUUUAUCCUUUGAAAAUGCUGUAUCUGUUACUGAAUUAGGUUAAACAAUUUUCUGUGAUUUUUAUUAUUAUUAUUAUUAUUAUUAUUAUUAUUAUUAUUAUUAUUAUUAUUAUUAGUACUUUGAAACAGAUAAUGUUGCAUUUGCUGUAAACUUUUUAGGCAAUACAAGUGUGGCAUUCUUUUACACCCCAUGUAGUUGAAAUACUAAGCCUUAUAUGUCAAUCUCUUCAAUAACAGUAUUUAAUUCUACCCUUAUCCAUUAUGAAUGCUUCUUCUGAAUGAUAUUCUUCUUACAGCUACCCAUAGUUUUCAGUAAUAAUUACCUGCAUCCACCACAUCUCUGGUGACCUACCCCUAACAUAGUGCUUUCUGGCAAAAUUACGAAUCUUUGGGUUGUUUGUUAUAGUUGUUUGAUCACAGCAACAAAAGCAUAUAGUCAAACAAAAGAGGUUUAAAAAAAAAAAGGUUUUUAAUUGACAUUUUCCUCAGCAUUGCAGUCCUGAUUGCUAAGAUCCCCAAUGAUUUCUGAGGAUAAACUCUGUUGAGAUUUCGAGUUACUUCCAAACACA
This is a messenger RNA of Stylophora pistillata, 2032 nucleotides long. Its product is annotated as enoyl-CoA delta isomerase 3, peroxisomal. NCBI's taxonomy places the organism in Eukaryota, Metazoa, Cnidaria, Anthozoa, Scleractinia, Pocilloporidae. The record is from RefSeq and is a predicted model, not a curated record.